Molecule: messenger RNA, 2766 nt
Organism: Zootermopsis nevadensis
Lineage: Eukaryota; Metazoa; Arthropoda; Insecta; Blattodea; Termopsidae
Product: serine/threonine-protein kinase VRK1
Biological process (GO): protein phosphorylation
Molecular function (GO): protein kinase activity; ATP binding
Source: RefSeq, a predicted model, not a curated record
UUGGUGCUGCUGAUCCGAAAACCGCCAAUGAAAGCAAGAGAGGUAACUGAGUAAACGAAUUUUAAAACAAUUAAAACAAAUAAGCUGGUGAUUUGUGUAAAAGAGAACCACAGACGUCCAAGAGAUUCAUAACAAUGUACGCACUAAAGAAAACAAUAAGUGGUUUGUGAAUUAUUUGAGGUUAGAGUGUAUCUUUAACUAAAGUAAUUUGUUGGAGUGAACUAGCGGAUUAGAAGAAUGUCCCAAAAGGCAACCAAGGCUGCUGUAGUGAAGAAACCAGCAGGGAAACGAAAAGCUGCCAAUGGAUACAAGCUACCUGACCCAAUUCCACUGGGGGAAAUUAUAAGGAAUGUUCGUAAGAAGGAAUGGCAGAUUGGUCCUUCAAUUGGAGCUGGAGGAUUUGGAGAGAUCUAUGCUGCAUCAGAUGUUUCAGACUCUCCAAGAAAAAAAGGCACUUUACCUUAUGUUGUAAAAAUUGAACCUCAUGGUAAUGGUCCCUUGUUUGUGGAAAUGCAUUUCUAUAUGAAAGUUGCCAAACCUGAGCAAAUUGAAGAAUGGAAGAAACUGAAAAAUUUGAAGUCACUUGGUAUGCCAUGUUAUCUUGGAUCUGGCUCACAUGAAUAUAAUGGACAGAAAUACCGUUUCAUAGUGAUGGACAGAUAUGGAAAGGACCUUUGGUCACUGUUUAUUCAGAACAAACGAGUGUUUACAAUACCAACUGUUCUGAGAGUAGGUCUGCAAAUAAUUGAUGUACUACAGUAUAUUCACAGCAAGAUGUAUGUUCACGCUGAUAUCAAAGGAGGGAAUCUUCUACUUGGACUGAAAAGGGGCACAGAGAAUCAGGUUUAUCUUGUUGAUUUUGGACUGGCUUCUCACUAUUCACAGAAGGAAUACAAACCAGACCCUAAGAGAGCUCAUAAUGGAACCAUUGAAUAUACCAGCAGAGAUGCUCAUGUUGGAGUGCCCACAAGGAGAGGUGAUCUAGAGAUUCUGGCAUACAAUAUGUUGCAAUGGCUGGCUUCUAAACUUCCAUGGGAAAACAAUUUAAGUGAUCCAGUGCAUGUACAUCAGCAGAAGACUAAAUAUAUGGACAACAUUCCAGAACUAAUGAAAAAAUGUUUCCCUAAGACUACUCCACCAGCUGCACUGGUCAAGUAUUUUGAAUAUGUAGCUAGCCUAACAUAUGAUCAAGACCCAGACUACAAGUGGUGUCAAAAGCUACUGGAGACAGGUCUCAAGGAUUGCAAGUGUUCUCUGGAAGGGAAGCUGGAUUUCUCAGGAAAAGGUACUGUUAAGAGAGGCAGUCCAAAGAAAACAAACAGUACAGGUCCUUCCUGUGAUGGUGAAACCAACAUUUCUGAUAAUAAGCCACUUCCAAGGAGGAAAGUUAACGUAACUCAAAAACAAAAUCAGGCAAAACAGCACAAAGCCGACAUUUCUGAUAGUAAUUCCAGUGCUGAAUCUGACGAUGAUGAAGUCUGUAACUAUAAGAAGAAAGAAAAGUCAAGUAAUGCAAAUAAGAAAGUCAAAACUAAAUCUGUUUACGGCUGGAGAGAUUGUCCAUCGGCAAUUGCAAGUAAUGUGAACAGAGCUGGAGAAUACAAAAGAAAAAGUAAUGACAAACAGCACAUCACCAAGAAACAAAGAAAAAUGAAUGGUUGAUAGCAGAUUUUUAAUGUUACAUUUGCUUCCUUGGAAACAACUUUAAGACUGUAAAUGCUCAGCAGGCUACCACACAGUUAAAAAGUUCAUUACCGUUAUUGAACAUUGUGGCAGUAAUAACUGCCACAAAGUGCGUAUGUCCUUAUGUAGUCCUGCAGUGUACCCAUGAAUUAAAUUAAUAACCACAAAACUUAUAGGCUGCAAACUCAAGGCAGCAUACAGCAUAGGCUACCUGUUCCAUAACUUUCCUACUGAGAUUUUUAAGAAUAAAAUAAUGUUUAUACAUAUUUUUCAUUUGUGCCAUUCACAGAAGGCAUGGUAAGUCUUUGCAAGAGAAAUAAUUGUCAAAUGUGAUGAGGCUCUUCACAGUACAAACAAGGACUUGCAUAGAUCCACAGCUACAUACAGGCCUUAAUGUGCAUAUUUUCAGCUGUCUAGCAGUGGUUUCAAUUUCAAACAAUGAACGUACCAAAUAUGAAAAUGCUGUGUUGAUAACUUUACCUUCUGUUCCUAACCAUCAUGAUCCAAGUCAUUUACUGCUCCAUACAAGUUCUGCUCCAUAUACAAGGAUUUUACAGAGGUAGUUGCAUCAGUAAAUUAAAUUUACUACUUGUUGAUCAUAAGGAAGAUAAUAAAAUCUGCUGUAUUCAAUUUUUCCUUUCAUAUUACUUUUUUUGUACAUCAUCUUACUUUAUAUUGAUUAUGUCUAAUGUAGAAAAAAAUCCCCACAAUCUGAAGCAUAAAACAAAACUGAAGAGAAAUAAAUGAGUAAAUAUGUCUACUUCUUGUUACUGGAAUAUUCUUAAUCAAAUUCACAAAUGGCAACUCCAAGUCAUUGUGUGUGUAUUGUAAGCUUAGUUCAUUGUUUUUAUUUCUAACAAUUUUCCUUAAGCAACAAUGUGUGUAUGUGAAUAUUCAUAGUUCCCUUCAAAACCUUCAUGUCCAUGACAGCACAAGAACAAGUUUUGAAAGUAAAUGUCAUUUGUCCAAGGUACUCAUUAAAUAUCUAUUCAAGAAUGUUGAGGUCUUAAGGCUGAUGCAUGGAUAACAUUUCCACAGCUUCUUUGUAUAACCAGUGUCAGCAUAAUAAAUGAUGAAAUGUGA